This is a messenger RNA of Aspergillus nidulans FGSC A4, 2400 nucleotides long. RefSeq lists its product as uncharacterized. NCBI's taxonomy places the organism in Eukaryota, Fungi, Ascomycota, Eurotiomycetes, Eurotiales, Aspergillaceae. The record is from RefSeq and is a predicted model, not a curated record. The transcript has 3 exons. The coding region runs from base 34 to 2187 and encodes 717 amino acids.
GUCGUUGUAUGAUUGUUUUGUUUAUGGGACACAAUGACUCGCAGUCAUGAUCUCCCCGAGGUAUCACGAUCUGAGCCAACUUUCCUUUCACCAUCUCAGGAAAUUCCUUCGUCUCCGCCUUCGAUAGCCUCUGAUGUUGGCUUACGUCGCAAGCCGAAGAAGCCUCCUCCAGUCACUCCUCGGUCCUUCAGACGCUUUUUCACUCCUCGUUCAUUGCAGGAUAGCAGUCUUGGAAAUGCUGUCAGGACCAGUCGCCAAGCCCUUAUGGCCCUCAGUUCUCCGGCAGUCAACCGGCUGGGACCUGCAUUUACGAGGACACUGAAGGCUGCGAUGAGCAUACCAGAGCCUACAGAUCAUUUUCAAACACCAAGCAAAAAACGGAAGUUGUCAGUCUCGUCCGUUGUGUCUCCCCUUCAAUCAUCACCAACACGCAGAAUCCGUGUUCGGGGAUUGUUAGACGAUGACGAGGAGGUCGAGGUCCCUGUAAAAGACAUUCAUGUCGGUGCUGGAAUCCGGGUGAACGAAGCCAAGCCCGCACCACCAAUUAAACCCUCCACCAAGGUCUCCCCGGUGCGUCGAUCCAAGGCUCUGCAGACGUCUGGGGCGCUGUUUAUGCGCAGCGUCAUGGGAACCCGAGCCAGUCGAGUGACCAUGCGAGCAAAUUCCGGCACUGGCUGGCAAGACCUAACAUCGACCUUCUACUCCCGAGCUGAUGAUGCUCAUACUUGCACAAGCUCGUCAGGCGAUCGCCUUGCACUCCCGUUUUGCACUGCAGCAUGCAAUACCAAUACACUCGUUGCGAUAGGCGAUGAGGAAGGUGGCAUUCGAUUGCUAGAUUCAGCAAAAAACGAUAAAAUUGGGUUCUCGAAAUCAUACCUAACGUUUCGCCCACAUGCCAACGCCAUUAUGGACUUGGAUUUCUCGUCGGAUGAUAUGCUGCUAGCAACGGCAUCAGGUGACCAAACAGCUAUUGUGAUUGACAUGGCUACUCAAAAACCUGUGUAUUGCUUGUCAAACCACGUGUCGUCCCUGAAGCAGGUGAAGUUCCAGCCAGCAGCCAAUGAUAAGGUCCUCGCCACGUGCAGCCGAGAUGGAAAUGUGAAUAUCUGGGAUUUGCGCUGUAAGGGUUUCGAGAGACCUUCUCUACAAGUGCAAUGUUCUCUCGAAUCUGAAUCUGAAUUUGAACCUGCCAUAUCCUCAAAGAUGACCUACCCACAGGUCUUAAAUACGGUCCACGGUGCUCAUGCUUGGAUGCCUCAGAUAAUGACUCCAGAAAAAACUGAGCCUCAGGUGGCUCGUUCCGAUAUCACAGUAACGUCGCUUGCAUUUCUUCCGCCUGGCCGCGAGAAUCUUUUUGUGACUGCGUCCGAAGCCAAUGCUUGUGUGCGGUUGUGGGAUCUGCGCACAGCACACAGCAAUCGUCGUGGCCGCCCUGCUCUUCCUCUUUCGACGACUCGAGAGCCAGAUAGCCAUAUCAAAUACCGCCGGUUCGGGGUCACCUCCAUAGCUUUAGGCGGCGAUGGCUCACGAUUAUAUUCGCUUUGCCGGGACGGGACGGUGUACGCCUAUUCCACUUCUCAUCUAGUCCUUGGCCACGCCCCCGAACUUUCGUUGCACAAUGACCGUCCACGGCGCUCGGGCGGGUCUGAUAAAGACGGCCUCGGACCUCUGUAUGGCUUUCGUCACCCGCGUCUUCGGGUUUCCUCAUUCUAUGUCAAGAUCGGUGUCCGCAAGGCUUCUGGGGACAAACCAGAGAUGUUGGCAGUUGGCAGCGGCGAGCCUUGUGCUGUCAUAUUUCCUACGGACGAGAGGUUCCUAGACCCUUCGACACAACGGCUGGCUACUCAACCAGAUCAAUCCCCAUCAAUCCCGUCAACACCUUUGUUUUCCACUCGCUCUGGUCUGCGCCGUACCAAUUCAAACAUUGGGUUAUCACAACGCCUGGAGGACACGAUCCCAAUUUAUCAUACUGGCACACCUUUGAUCGAAGGCCACAAGAAAGAAGUCUCUGGUGUGACGUGGACAGUUGAUGGCGAGCUCGUCACUGUGAGUGAUGACUACAGCGCUAGAUGCUGGCGUGAGGGUCCUGAUGCAAGGGACCUACGCGUAGGCGGAGAGACAGAGGGCCGCAGGUGGCGAUGCGGCUGGGCUGAUACGAAAGACUCUUAUGAAGACGAAGAUGAAUGAUUCUCGUGAAUGCUUUAUCUAUCCCAUCAUCUUGCACCUGUUUACCCGUUUGUUUUUUCCACAUGCGUGAUCCCGGGUCUGUCUGUUUCUAAUUGCGAGCAUUUGGCGGCGUUGAUAGCAUGAACUCUUUCUUUCCCAUUAGCGGGUGUUAGUUUAUUGUUUAGAGGCUUGCAAUACCCAUUUCUAGCAGUGACUUUGCAUAGAACAGGGUGU